Molecule: messenger RNA, 372 nt
Organism: Microthlaspi erraticum
Lineage: Eukaryota; Viridiplantae; Streptophyta; Magnoliopsida; Brassicales; Brassicaceae
Source: the annotation of a GenBank genome assembly
AUGUUUGGAAUAAGGCAUGCUGUCUCAAGCUUGUUUGGCUCCUUUUCUUUCAAUCUGGAUCGGUUUGGGUGGCCUGGUACAAGAAGGAAAUCAAAUGGUGACAUUUGCAACUUUUGGACGGUGAAACCACACAAAGAUAACUCGUGGUUGGCUAACAAGCUGAUAAAGAUGAGAGAGGAUGUUUACCUUUGGAUCAAGCUACGGAUUGGGAAUGGAGUUCAUUGCAGGUUCUGGUCCGAUAAUUGGUCACCUUUUGGGAAACUGCAGAACUUCUUGAAUGCAUCUGCAACUUCAAGACUAGGCAUCCCGGCUCGAGCAACUGUGGUGAGCCUCUUCCGCAGGAAUAGGUGGUGUCUCCCCUCUGCUAGAUAG